Molecule: messenger RNA, 4308 nt
Organism: Betta splendens (Siamese fighting fish)
Lineage: Eukaryota; Metazoa; Chordata; Actinopteri; Anabantiformes; Osphronemidae
Product: ephrin-B2a-like
Exons: 5
Coding region: 266-1258 (330 amino acids)
Biological process (GO): blood vessel morphogenesis; ephrin receptor signaling pathway; axon guidance
Cellular component (GO): plasma membrane
Molecular function (GO): ephrin receptor binding
Source: RefSeq, a predicted model, not a curated record
CGGGUCGGUCAGUCAGCUGAUGACUAAAUACUCCACAAAACCUCCGUCCUUUAGCUCAUGCCACACGAACGCGUUUCCAGCCAAUUACGCACAAUGUGGAAACGUUCAUGCAACUGGAGGGGCAAGAUUCGCAACUUGAUGGGCUCUCGCUCGGGAACGCGUCCUGUGUGCGCACGCGGAGCGGCCGGAGACAUGCGGAGGGACGCGCUUCUAACUUGUUUUCCUGCGGUUUUAUGAUACGGUGCCGCCGCGUCUCGUUCGUGUGAUGGGGAGAAGCGCGUGGAGCUGCGGCGCCGUGACGCUGCUGGCCAUCGUGUGCUCGUGUCGUGCCGUCACUCUGGAGUCCAUCCACUGGAGUAGCUCCAAUGCAAAAUUCACUCCAGGUCAGGGUCUGGUGCUGUAUCCGCAGAUCGGGGACAAGAUGGACAUCGUGUGUCCUCGGGCGGACGCCUCCCUGGGGGAAAAGGAGGAGUUCUACAGAGUGUACCUUGUGUCGCGGAGUCAGAUGGAGAGCUGUGCGCUGGACAAGACGGACACGCCUCUGCUGAACUGUGACAAGCCUCACCGCGACGUCAAAUUCACGUUCAAGUUUCAGGAGUUCAGCCCCAACCUGUGGGGCCUGGAGUUUCUCAAGGGGAGGGACUAUUACAUCACCUCCACCUCUACAGGUGCUGUGCAAGGACUGGACAACACCGACGGGGGCGUGUGUCGAACGAAGUCCAUGAAGCUGGUGCUGAGAGUCGGCCAGAGCUCCUCAGAUCCACCUUCAACGCUGCAGGAGUCUCCGACCAGAUUCCCGCCCACGCAGACGAAAGCCAAGGAUGAGGACACGGCUGCGAGAGGAAAGGAUAUAAAAAGCAAAACUGAGAGCGGGCAGACGGAGCCCAGCGGCGGCGCCGGCCCCCAGCAGGCGCUGCUCAUCUGGGCCGUGUCCGGCGCUCUGAUGGUCCUCCUGCUCGUCAUCACUCUGCUGGCCCUGCUCUGGAGGUGCCGCCGCCGCCACCGCCGCCGCCACCGCCUCCCAGACAGCCAGCAGUCUGCCUCCGUGCCACUUAACACCUUGAAUGUGCCAAAGCGGGACAGCAUCAGCAGCGACAACAACGGUUCCGACCGCAGCGACGUGGUCUUUCCUCUGCGGGCGUCUGAAAGCAUGAUCUGUCGCCACUACGAGCGUGUGAGCAGCGAUUACGGGCCCCCCGUGUACAUCGUCCAGGAAAUAUCGCCACAGACCCCCACCAACAUCUACUACAAGGUCUAAGGCCCGCUGCUCUGAUGCUGGACUGUAGCCAAUACGCUGGUGAUUAUAACCGUCAGUUUAUACCUUCAUGACUGUGUAGGUUGUAGUGUGUGUGAAGACGUGCACAACAAGCUACUGAACUAUUUUCUUUUCUUUAUAAAGAGACAAUCAAAUCAUCGACACUGACAUAAUCCAGUAGCUGUGUGUGAUGUUUGGAAGUCUGAAGAUGCCAGUGUGUCAUUGUGUGUGUUUUCUUUCUGCUUCACAUGUACAGCAAAUGUGUAUUUUAUUUUAUUUCAUCAGUUAAAGUCACUCAGUUAAUUGAAAGUAUACGUAUAUAUUGAUUUUUAUUUGUAGCUUGUGUGAAUCUAUUUUAAAACACUGUUCAGUGAAAUUAAUAUUUAGUUUAUUCCACACUUGCUCUUUCUAAAAGGUGAAAAAAGAGGCUGGAUAUUAGUUUGAUCUUAAUCGAGUCAUCUGCAGUCAUUUUUAAAAUAGUUUCUAUGUAAUGUAUUGGACUAUAAACCUUUGUAAUUAAAUAAGUCAAUGCUGAAAGAGUUUUGUCACCUGUCGAAGGUGUGAAAGUUGCAGAAACUGAAUGUGUCACUUCUCAGUCUCCAGUGAUCAAAGGAGCAAAAGCAGAAACACAAAGCAACUUGAGGACAAAAUGAUGGUCUGAAUUAGAAUAAACGCUAAUAAAUCACAGCUUCCUUGUGGUCACCAAAUUACUAAGCAUGUGACUAUGCACCGAGCGUGUGAUGACUUAAAGCGGGAAUGAGUGACGGCAGCUCCACUUUUUGCAUGUUUCUUGUUUUCGUUAAUCGUAUCAGCUUUAGUCGACCUGAAACUGCUUUUCAAAAAAGCCUGUUUGAAUAAUUUUUCGCAGGUUGUGGGCAUAAAAUUAGGUGCUGCCCAGAGGAGCGUGUCUCUUCAUUACACUUCUAAUGGUGCUCUUGGGACAGUGAUUGUCAUUCUGCAGUUAACAUCACCAUGAUGAGUUUUCAUCAUGUCUUAAUUGGAUGACGGCCCCCCUUAAAAAGUCAAAACCCAGCUUCCUAUAGUUUGAAGGAUGAGCUUUCACUGUACUAACACUGGUUUUAGAAGGAGAACGCCAGCGUAGUGAUGGCUCCAGAUGUGCUUCGUGUGUCGGCACAUGCGUCACAUCUGAUCACAAGCCUUCAAGCGCAGGAUGCAUUUGAACACACACACACAUGCAUGUAGUUGUCUCACGGGCUGUCUUGUGGCGCUGUGCACCGACAGCAUCCAUGAGUGAACAUGUUUCAUGCUCCUUCAGCCACAUCAUGCUGCACAUUUUCAACCUGUCAGCUCCUGUGAUCUUCUUCCCCUCCACCAGGGACACUGUUGUCUCUGAAAGCAAGGACAUGUGAGCAAACGAAAAAACUAAAAUUAAAACUGAUUUCACACAUGCACACAAACACCCUCAAUAACAGAAAAAACAAAAGAUUUUUACACAACUUGCCAAAAACAACCUAAAAGAAACAGCCUGAAGUGAAUUGUUAAUCUGUUUUUCCCUUAGUGUUCUAUUGUUCUUUCAGACCUUGAACGACACAUAUGCUGCACAUAGACGGCCUUAUCCUGCAGCAAAGUACAGUUCCCCUUUGGCAAGAGAUGUAGUUACAACACGUGACAGAUUUAAUAGAAAAAAAAAUCCUUUCAUUACUGCUUUCCAGAAUUAACUCAUGUAAUAGACCAGUGUCUCCUUGGCAACCUCUUAAUAUUUUUAAUAGUAAUAAGCCUAUUAUCCUAAAUAUACAGUUGCAUCUGAGCCCCCAAACAGUUUUUGAUCACUUCCAACUACUUCUACAUCACUGGAGUGAUCAAAAACAUGGGUGUGUAACGCUGCAGAGCGUGGUCGUUGUCCGUGUGCAUGCGUCUUCCCACCCCCUCUCUUGAAGUGAUCCUUGCUCUUUUGAAAUUAUUUUUUUUGUCCUAUGUGAAGCUUCACAGCUGAAUGGCCUGUGGUCGGGUGAGGCGAGUUCGGUUGACCCCGGAGUCACAGGGAGACAAUGGCUGCUGGGUCUCUAUAGGAAGAACAAAACAGAGGCCCCUGGGCAUAUGGCCCCUGUCAUGGGAGGGGCUUGGAGAAGGUAGGCCAUUUUAGAGAAAGGGAGCAGAAGUGCUGCUGCACCGGAGGGGGUGUUUCAGAGGCCCUGGCUUGGAUAACACUGGCAGCAUGGUGCUCCAAGUUUCCCAUUUUACCUGUAAGUCUUGCCUGUGCUCACAGUACAGAAUAAACAGAGUGAUUUUGGUGGAUUAUGAGCCACUGUUCACAUUUAUCAGUCCAAACAAAUCCCUGACCGUUAGCUUUAUCCCUAGUGAUACCAACCAGCGGGUGGAAAUUGGUGGAUUCAUCUUUCACACAUGCAGAGCUGUGCAGUUUAAAGGAUGGAAAGAUUAAUAAAGAGAAGCACUCUUUUUCUGACCCGUGUGAUUUUACUUCUGUGAAUCUCCGAGGAAUGUAUAAACAUGUUUUUAACACGGGGAAAGGGAAGCUGCUUGGUGUUUUCUCACAGUCGAUAAGCACUUCGUGUACACGUUGAUAGUUCCCUCUGCUGGCCAGCUACUAGACUGUCUCACGCUCGCUCCUUCGUCUGUGGCAGUCCAGCAGAUGGUAAAGGUGAAAACGCAUGACUGGGUCCCAUCAGGCCUCCUCCAUACUCUUAAAUGCGCCAUCGUUCAUUUAAUUAGGGAAAAUCUGGUAAUGUAAUUUGAAAUUCCAAGCUUCAAAGGCAAAAAGAAUCAGUCCCUGCUUCUUUGUUGUUAAUCUCUUAUACAUAUGCAUGUGUGUGCUUGAAAAACAAUGCUUUUAUUAUUUAUUUAAGGGUAUUUACAUGUUUUUGUUAAGGACAGUCAACACAAUGAGAGGGAUUCUUUUCUUUUGAUAUUCCUGAAGCUUCAGGGGAUUGCAGUAACAGCAGCUUUCAGUGGUGGUAAUCAUUUAAAAAACUGACAAUAUUGAUGUAAGUUAUUGAAAUUGUUGAAUAAUUUUACUUAUUUGGCUGUUGAAAAAAAUGUUAAAUGCUAUCAUUAAAGUCAUUUAAAUAAAUUUG